Chara braunii is the source of this 1533-nucleotide messenger RNA. The record is from the annotation of a GenBank genome assembly. Lineage: Eukaryota; Viridiplantae; Streptophyta; Charophyceae; Charales; Characeae.
ACGAGGUCCAGUACACCUCGUGAAGGCAAGCCCCACUGGGUGCGGUGCAGACUUGCUCAACAAAAUCGCCUGGGUGAGAUUGCGAAGGUGAUGGGGAAGAAGUUGUCGACGCGCACUCGAGGCUCUAAAGAUAAGAAGAAAAAUCAUUGUUCGUACGAGGACGUGUUCGAUCAGCUCAUGGAGUGGAUUUCCGUUCACAUUGAUGAACUGAUGUCAAAGUACGGCCCCGGCGAACAAUCGUCUGGCCAUGGGGGUUCAUGCGGACAAGGAUCAGAUGCAAUGGCGACACCGAAGUCGCAAGGUGGCAGACCUCGCAGUGACACUUUGAAAUGGCUCGACGACAAGCCGGGAUAUUCGGAUAAUGGUCCGAUGUUUGAAAGCUCGACCGUGAGGGACCAAAUGGCCAUGUGGGAUGCUAAGGCAAGACCUGAUGUCGUUUUCAUUGAGCCAGUCAAACUUCUACAGAUUCUCGGGAUGUUCGAGCAAACGUGUCCUCGGCACGGGAAAGACGUUGAGUGGCUGCGACACGUCGAGCGGGUUACUCAAAAGAGCUUCGACAAGGUCAUUGCGCGAUUGCGUAGGUCGAACGAUCCGGUCGUCGUUUUGGUUAACGAGCGUUACGAUUCGUCUCGUGACGCUCAGCAUUGUACGGUGACGGCGGUGGAUUUGAAGUCAGGAAUGAUCGUGGGGACGAAGACCAUGCUUCGGGGGAACGAGUCGUCAUGGAAGCUGGAGACACAAUGUGUGGAGAAACUGCUUCAUCGGUUGAAGGACGAGAAGAACCUCAUAAUCGCAGAGGUUGUGCAUGAUGAUUGUGGCGCGGUUGACGUCAUAUUGCGGCGAAUGAACAUUGACUCACAAAAGUGUAUGUGGCACAAGGCGAAGACUUUGGUCAAACGCUUGCGAGAGGCUAUGCGCGACACGAAGACUGUCAAGCCAACUGCAGUCGGGGCUUGCGAGCAUGUGCGCGAGGUGAAGUGUUUCACAAAGAAGGAGCUCGAACUUUGGCUCGAAUCGAAAUGUGUACACGUGAUAGGGGUGUCCACGAGAAAAAAAAAUGAACUCGUUGAGAUUGUUUGGGAUGUGCUCUUCCCCGACGAAGCAGGGAAAGCGUUGCCAGAUGAUGUCGUCGAGAUCGACGCGUUGCAAACACUGCAUUGCAAUGCGGCGGAGGAGGCGAAGGAGUACCCUCGGGUCGGAGAUUGGGCACGUAACAUGUUGCAGCAAUCGGACGUCGACGACCCAGUUAUUGAGCAUUAUGAUGAGGAAGCCGAUUAUGUACUCCCUGAUGCGGUUGAGAGUGCGGUGGAGGGUGUUGUGGCCGAAGGUGAUAAUGUUUUCGUUGAGGCGGGAAGCGAAAGUGCUUCAGAUGACGAAAAGUCGUCUUCCGACUCCGACAACGAUGGUGCCGCUCACCGCCUUAACUUUGACGGCGCCGUCCUUUCGCAGGAGGUGUCCGUUGCGCAGGAGUGAUAGUGUCACGUACUACAUCGAUGCCCAUUGUCGUCGUCGUAAUCAUAAGAAUGUUAUGUC